UACGUCGUCAAGCUGUGUCGUGAGCUAUGGGUUUACGUCAGGGGACAUUAGAAUGAUACAUUGCGCAUGUCUGUUGACCUAGUUUGAUAAAAGUUAUAAAAAGUCUAGGAUGUCCAUUCGAAACAACAGCUCGGCCCAGUUAGUAAGUCACACUAAGCACUAGAUCUACCAAGUCAAAGCAUGUCCGCAAGUCUGAAGUUGGUCUACAGUUACAUGGCUCUUUUUCAUGUGGCCUCAGCUGACAUUUACUCUGCCAUCAAGAGCUACUCGCCAGGUUGUCAGUUGACACUUUCUGACUUCUCUCAAAAUUAUACCCAAGCCGACUGCAGCAUCCUGACCGCCAACCAAGAUGCUUUCUAUAAUAAAGUCCAAGUAGGCUUCUGCACGGAACAAGAACUUGAGAACUUCACGGCGACGGUUUGUGGUAGGAGUUCCAGCGAAAAGUCCAUCAGUGAUGCCAAAACUCACUUCUACAAGGCAUUCAACCUUGUGUCUGAGAAGUGUCAGAGAAAAAGCAUCGACUGCGUCUUAACAUCCAUAGUAUCGUUAGUUUUAAAGCAACAAGAGAAUUACUGCUUACUUAUGAACUUCAGUGACGCCUCUACAGAAUCGUGCUAUACUUCUGGGGCUGACGCUUGCGAGCGAUCCGAAUACGAGCAGCUGAAAGUAGCCGCCUGCGCAAACAGAAAGACCAAUGCUGAUCAAAGAUUUUCGACGGCUUUGAUGAGUUUAAAUCCAGAGUGCCGGCAACAAAUCAACAAGUGCACCAGGACCAAAACGCUGUUUAUAGUACGUCAGAAAUAUUGCGAUGUUGUCAUUUCUCUACAGAAUACUGACAGCCUGAACGAGUGUAAUGGUCAAAUAACUGCUUGUGACCCAUCGGAAUUAAGAUCAUUGGAACAUGCCGCUUGCAACGCAAUAAAUUUGGCCUGGAGUUUUACCUAUGCUUGGAAUCUCAAUGCAAUAUUGCUGAGCUCAGCCCUUGUAGUGUAUAGUCUAAUGUGAACUAUCCUUUAUUUCCCUUAAAACUAAAAUAGCCUGUUUUAUUUAGCUGUGGUGCUAACCAAAUUUUGUGGGUAAUUUUGAGUUAUUUGGAAAUACUGAAAUGCUGUUUUUUAGUACUUUAAUAGAUUUUGUUUCGUUCUCUAGAGUUGAGACUUUAUCGUUUCUCCAAUAUCUGUAGGGCCAUUAGUGAAUUAUUUGUGAUAUUCAAUGUUAUACUUAAGUUAGGUCAGUUAUGAGAUAUUAUUAAAUGAUUUGCAACAGAA
Biomphalaria glabrata is the source of this 1268-nucleotide messenger RNA. RefSeq lists its product as uncharacterized. NCBI's taxonomy places the organism in Eukaryota, Metazoa, Mollusca, Gastropoda, Planorbidae. The coding region runs from base 181 to 1005 and encodes 274 amino acids. The transcript is spliced from 2 exons. The record is from RefSeq and is a predicted model, not a curated record.